AUGUCACAUCAUUUUGACGCUGAAAAGGCUCGAGCAGAUGCAGUAGUCCCCGCUGCCGAUAGAAGGAGAGCAGCUCUUGCUGAGAUCGAUGAGGCUAGUUUCUCAUGGUUUCACGCUAAAGCUUGUAUCGUUGCUGGUGUCGGUUUCUUCACCGAUGCAUACGAUAUUUUCUCUAUCUCCAUUGCUGCUACCAUGAUUGGUUACGUAUAUCAUGCCGGUGGUGCCAAUACCACCAAUCAAGAUCUCGGUAUCAAGGUUUCCCACUCUAUCGGUACUUUUUGCGGACAGUUGUUAUUUGGUUACUUGGCUGAUCAUCUCGGUCGAAAGAAAAUGUACGGUAUUGAAUUGAUGAUCAUCAUUGUUGGUACUCUCGGUCAAGCAGUUGCUGGACACGCUCCCGGUAUCAGUAUCUACGGUGUGAUGAUCAUGUGGCGCUUCAUCAUGGGAAUGGGUAUCGGAGGUGACUAUCCUUUGUCAGCUGUCAUCACCAGUGAAUUCGCCGCCAGAAGAAUCAGAGGUCGAAUGAUGACAGCCGUAUUCGCUUGUCAAGGUUGGGGUAACUUCGCCUCUGCUAUUGUAUCAAUCAUUUGUAUCUCAGCAUUCAAGAAAGAAAUUCACGCUCAACCUUUGACCAAUAUGGCCGCCGUUGAUCGAGUAUGGCGAUUAAUCAUUGGUAUCGGAUGUGUACCCGCUGUCAUCGCCUUGUAUUUCCGACUCACUAUUCCUGAAACUCCUCGAUACACAAUGGAUAUUGAACGAAACAUCAAACAAGCUUCUCAAGAUGUUGAUACCUACCUUACAUCUGGUACAUACGUUAAUGAUCCCAUCCAUAACAACGAAAGGGCGGAAUUACCUGUUGCAUCAUGGAAAGAUUUCACUCGACAUUUCGGUCAAUGGAAGAAUGGUAAAAUCCUCUUGGGUACAGCUUGGUCUUGGUUCGCUUUAGAUAUCGCUUUUUACGGUCUUGGUCUCAAUUCAACUACCAUCCUUACAACAAUCGGUUUCGGUGCUUCAACGGCUCUCGCAACUAAACAAGAAAAUAUAUUCCAAACUCUGUUCAACGCCGCUGUCGGUAAUGUUAUCUUGGCAGUCGGUGGUUUGAUCCCAGGUUAUUACCUUACUUUCCUUUUCAUCGAUUCUUGGGGAAGAAAACCUAUUCAACUUAUGGGUUUCUCUGUCCUUACCGUCAUCUUUGUCAUUAUGGGUUUCGGAUACGAUAAGAUCUUAUCUACCGGUUCAGGAAAGAAAGCAUUCGUCUUCUUAUACUGCAUGGCCAACUUGUUCCAAAACUUUGGACCCAACACUACGACUUUUGUUAUUCCAGGAGAGGCUUUCCCUACGAGAUACAGAUCUACUGCACACGGUAUCUCCGCUGCAUCAGGUAAACUCGGUGCUAUCGUUGCUCAAGUCGGUUUCUCUCGAUUAAUAAACAUCGGUGGUAAAAAUAAAUUCCUAAAACAUAUUUUGGAAAUAUUCGCUCUGUUCAUGUUGACUGGUAUUUUCUCGACUUUGUUACUUCCUGAAACCAAAGGUAAAACUCUUGAAGAUUUAUCUCAAGAAUCUCAAGAUAACUUCGUACAUGACUCGAAUGUUCAUCCUACUAUGAACAAAACAGCAGGUUCUGCUUCUUCACAAGAUGAUCAAAUACAUCCUACAGCUUAA
This is a messenger RNA of Kwoniella shivajii, 1662 nucleotides long. Its product is annotated as phosphate:H+ symporter. Bases 1 to 1662 code for a protein of 553 amino acids. Gene Ontology annotation, cellular component: membrane. Lineage: Eukaryota; Fungi; Basidiomycota; Tremellomycetes; Tremellales; Cryptococcaceae. Gene Ontology annotation, molecular function: phosphate transmembrane transporter activity. Gene Ontology annotation, biological process: phosphate ion transport; transmembrane transport. The record is from RefSeq and is a predicted model, not a curated record. The transcript has 5 exons.